AUGCUGAGUUACCAAUUCUCGUUCUACAAAAUUCCAAGGAAAGUACUGAAAGAUAUUAUUGCUAUACAAAGGAAUUUCUUGUGGAAUGGUGUUGGGGACAAAAACUCGAUAUCCUGGAUGGGUUGGAAAGAUGUGUGCAAAUCUAAGGAGGAAGGAGGCCUGGGUAUUAAGCAUGCAGGGAGAUUCAACAAAGCACUUAUGUCAAAAUGGCCUUGGAGGAUGCUAAAUGAAGAGAAUGCAAUUUGGAGUGGAGUGUUGAGAGGGAGGUAUGGCGAUACCAGAAGCGGAAUGUGGGGCAAUGAUGCAAUUGGUUCAGUAUCAAAGGAAUCUUUAGGGUGGAGAUACAUUAUGGAAUUGUGUGGUGAGAAAGAAAGAGUAAUAAAGAAGAUCACAUCAAGACUAGGAGAAGGAAAUACUAUACUGUUUUAG
Vicia villosa (hairy vetch) is the source of this 429-nucleotide messenger RNA. RefSeq lists its product as uncharacterized. The transcript has a single exon. The record is from RefSeq and is a predicted model, not a curated record. Lineage: Eukaryota; Viridiplantae; Streptophyta; Magnoliopsida; Fabales; Fabaceae. The coding region runs from base 1 to 429 and encodes 142 amino acids.